Molecule: messenger RNA, 531 nt
Organism: Morchella sextelata
Lineage: Eukaryota; Fungi; Ascomycota; Pezizomycetes; Pezizales; Morchellaceae
Exons: 1
Coding region: 1-531 (176 amino acids)
Molecular function (GO): nucleic acid binding; zinc ion binding
Source: RefSeq, a predicted model, not a curated record
AUGGAUGAAGUCUCUCAGAUUGAGGCUUUGAUGGAAGGUAUUAAUGCGGAACUCGAUGAAUCAAUGAUACACCAUGAAACUCCCACAACAGUAAAUGCCUGUGCGACACUUCUGCAACGGUUGGAUAAUCGUCGCCGAGCGGCAGAAACUAAGCGAGGAAGUAAAAAACCUUGGACUACUACUACUCCGGCCCCUCGUCCUCCACCAUAUCCUGUUUCUGCUCCUCGUGCUGCCGCCCCAGUCGCCAAUUCACCUGUUACUGAAAGUCAUCCCUCAUCCCGCCCGGGAGGUGAUGUACCAAUGGAUCUAUCUGGAGGACAUCGUCGCCCCUCCCCUACCGAAAGAAAUGCCCGCUUAGUUGAGGGCCGAUGUUUCUAUUGCGGAGGUGUUGGACAUAUGGUUAGGGAUUGCCCUCAAGCGAAGGCAACUGGAAAUCAACCAAGGAGGCCUGUGAUGAGAGGAGCGGCGUUGACAGUGGAAGAAAAUGACGAAAGCGAUAACGAGUCGGCAAAAGAUUUGUCCCUGCACUAA